This is a messenger RNA of Podarcis muralis (Common wall lizard), 1972 nucleotides long. The record is from RefSeq and is a predicted model, not a curated record. NCBI's taxonomy places the organism in Eukaryota, Metazoa, Chordata, Lepidosauria, Squamata, Lacertidae.
CAGCAGCGAGAGCCAGGGGCAAGCAGUUCCUGCCCUCUCUUCUUCAGAAACAGCAGUACUUGCUCUGAACUGGGGAUUUCCUAGGCUGAAUGAACAUCCGGAGAUUCUCAGGAAUCUGUGAAGUCUGGGAGGCUGGUCGGGUGCGUGGGAAGAGGGCGGAUCUGGCUAGAAGGGGUGGAGGAGGAGGGAAAGAGCUGCUGGAGAGACGCCAGUCGAGAAGAAGCCACGAAGAAGAGCAAGAGAGCGAGAAUCAGAAGGGCGUGUGAAUAACAGGAAAGCAAGCAGGGAGAAAACAUUCCCCCGCUGAAGGAGGAAGGAAGGACUGUUACCAGCCAGCCAGAUCGCGCGUUUUGCUGGAAGCUUUGGGUCCCCCAGGUGGGACUGGAGAAAGAAAGGAUCUGUAAGUUAUGUCUGUAACUUUUAUAUCUAACAGAAAACGGUGUGGAGUACUAUGAGCAGCAGUGAGUGGGGCAGCAACAUUUUCACCAUGGACACUGAAAACACAUAUGAAAUGUACGGAGAGCAACUUCGUGCAAAAUGUUUCGAAGAAGAAAUCUACAGAUAUGCAUUUUCUGAAUUGGGUUAUUAUACUAAACCCAUUGCCAUCCUUAUCUGCAUAUUUGGGUUGCUGGGGAAUGGAUAUGUUUUGUGGCUCCUUGAUUCCCAUAUUAAGAGAAAUCCUUUCACCACCUACAUCCUGAAUUUGACUGCAGCUGACUUUGGCCUGCUCAUGUUUUUGUCUCUGUCCCUUAUCUUUUUGUUCGCUGAUGACCUCUGUGGAUUACCACUCCCUGUUCGCAUUUCUGCAAUACCCCUGUUGCACUUAUGCCAAUUUUGCUAUACUGCCAGUCUCUGUUUCCAUACAAUCAUCAGUAUAGAAAGAUGCCUUUCUGUCUCUUUUCUGAGCUGCUACCAACAUCGGCGACCACAAUCCCUUUCGUCUGGGCUAUCCGUGCUAGUCUGGAUCCUGUGUGUCAUGUUCUGCGGAAUGGAAAUUUCAUUUUACCUGGUCUAUAAUAUGGUAUUAUACCCAGUUGUCAAGAACAUGUUCAUUGUGGUCAUAUGGGUUUUGCCUCCAAUUUUAGCUGUCUUCACUUUGCUCCUGCUGGCCAAAAUGUGUUGCAACUCUCAGCGCCGACUGCCAGGAAGCCUGACUACUGCCAUUCUUCUCUCCCUCCUGUUUUUCCUUCUCUGCCAUGGCCCAUGGAGCAUCACAUUUCUGCUAUCCUCCCCUAAGCAUUCACAAACUCUUAUUGCACUUUCACAGCUCCUCUACUCUGUCAAUGGCAGCAUUAAACCAGUGCUUUAUUACUUGGUGGGGAAACGGGGCAAAUGUUCCUCUACAGAACCCCUGAAGGUCAUUUUCAGGAGGGUCUUCCAGGAUGAACACUAUCCUCUGCAAGAGAACGUGUUGACUGAUGCAGAGAAACUUAGUGCAGUAACUUGUUCAACCCAAGCCAUCAACUGACGAAGCCAGCAUUGUUCUUGAAUGGAAAUGCUUUGAUCCUGGACUAUGUAAGAAUAAUUGCUCAUAGUGGACUAUACCAUGAAGCUCAAUCUCCUUACCCAGGAAUGAAGAUGCAAGAUGCAAUCAAUAGGCACAACAAAAAGCCACAGCUUCAUUAACUCAAAGGAAUGCUUUUCUCUUGCCAUACUGAUUUAACUGCUACUUCUCUCUAGCUUAGUAUUGAUAAAGUUGCUGCAGCAUAGUCCAUUGCCAUCAGGAACCUCAGGGUACCUCCCUGUGUGGAGUAAAGUCAGCCAUGUUGAUGACUAUCACUGCCUCUUGUGGGAGCAUAGUCCCAUGGUAAACUGCUCAGGACCGCAAUACCUCAAGGAUGACCUCUCUCUAUGUGAACCUACCUGGAACCUGAGAUCCUCAUCUGAGGCCCUCCAUCAUGUGCUUCCUCCACAAAGAGGUCUCAAGUGUGGCAACAUGAGAACAGGCCUUUUCCGCAGUGGUUCCCUAUUU